Molecule: messenger RNA, 1419 nt
Organism: Exophiala oligosperma
Lineage: Eukaryota; Fungi; Ascomycota; Eurotiomycetes; Chaetothyriales; Herpotrichiellaceae
Exons: 1
Coding region: 174-1172 (332 amino acids)
Source: RefSeq, a predicted model, not a curated record
CGCCGAUGCAAGAUACGGGGAGAUUGAUUUGUUGAUAUUACACGCGUUUGAUACACCGUAUUCACCUUGCAUAUUACCCGAGUCACCCAAGUGUCUUGGAUUCGACCUACUACUUUGUUACUGUAUGGGUGCAUUGCGCACACACACACACCCCUCCAACCGGGACCAAAUGAAUGCAGAAACCUGACGUCAAAGUCCACCACAACCACAACAACACCGACGACGACGACGGCUCACCCUCACAGCAAACCCUGACCUUCCACCCGGCCUGGUCGUUCAAAGCGUCAGAGACCUGGUCACGAUGGGUCAAAUUGACGGCCCACGAGAUACACCAUGUCCUCAAACCACAUGAAAAGUACGCCGAGACGACGACGACGACGAUAACCGCCACAUUGACGACCCCCCACCAUCAUCACCAUGGCCAUGGCCAUGGCCACCACCGCCGUCGUGACGCACCCUUGUUGCUCUUCUACCUCAACCAUCCCAUCCAGUUCGUUCAGAUCGUUGGUGUCGUGGUCGCGUUUGACGAAUACUAUGAGAAAUUUUGGCUCUUGACCAUCGACGACAGUAGCGGAUCCACACUCGACGUGACUUGUCCCAAGCCAGAGAAGGAAAAGGAUAAACAGAAGCAGACGGGUGGUGGUGGUGGUGGUGGUCGAUCAAAUGCUACAAACAAGAAUGCCGUUGAUGAACGAACCACCAACGACGACCGACAACGAGUCGGAGAAGCAGAAGAAGAUGAGGAAGAGGUCCUCCUCCUCCACCGAACCCUCCCGCACCUGAAAAUCGGCACCGUCGUGCAGGCCAAGGGGACCCUCUCGACCUUUCGGUCGUGCCGCCAACUCUCCCUCCUCCGCCUGAACGUGGUGGCCGACACGGCGCGCGAGAUGGCCCUGGUCGCGUCUCGCACCUCGUUCCUGACCUCGACGCUGUCCAAGCCUUGGGACCUGUCCCCGGGCGAGUCACAGAACCUCCGGUCCGAGGCCGAGGGCGAAAGGGCCCGAGAGACCGAGCGCGCCCACCGCAGGAGGCGGAGGGAGGUCAGGGAGAGGCGGCGGGAAGAGCGCCACGCCCGGAUCAUCGCAAAGGCGUACGAGAGGGACGAAGGUCACAGGGCAAGGGCCGCAGACGAGGCCAGGAUCGCCGGGGAGGCGGUCCUCGAGGCACUUUGAAAAGAAAAAAACACAGAAUACACUCAACUCGCUUUCAUGGUCGGUUUUGAUCACAGGCGGCAGGCCACAAUAAUGGUGGACGCUGGGCGACGCACAUCAUCAAGCCAUGAUGAUGGACCCCCAGGGGUUUUCCUUGAAAUACAAAUUAUAUACAGCCAAUGUCAUGUGUACUCCGUAUAAAUGCUGAUAAACAUCAAGUUGACUGGCACGGCACAUGCCUGUACAGUGUACCACGCCUAUUGAUUCC